Messenger RNA from Seminavis robusta, 2238 nucleotides. Lineage: Eukaryota; Bacillariophyta; Bacillariophyceae; Naviculales; Naviculaceae. The record is from the annotation of a GenBank genome assembly.
GAAGUUUUAAUAAAAAAAGAGGAUCUCAAUUGUUGACAACCGACAACCGCACCCUCCCAUCAUUAUUCUCAUUUAUUCCACAACACAACAACAACAGCAACAUCAUGAGCGACAACAACAACAAUGGCGAACCCAUCAAAGUGGCCGUGGCCAAGGAAACGCCAAAUACCAGGGUGGGGGUAACCUUUCGUCAAGAUUCCGACGAAGACAUUCUCAUCCACACCAUUUCUUCCGACUCGUUGUUUGCGAACACUCGGCUGCAACCAGGCAUGGAAGUCCUUCGUGUGAAUGGCGUCGAUGUCGACUGCUUGGGUUUGUCUGCCAUUAUGAAGCUAUUGCGAGAAGCACCAGAUGUGGUGAGCAUUGAAGCCUUGGCAAUCGAAAAGGAAUCCUCGAAACAUCCCACCCCGUCGGCUCCCGUAGUAACUGCAGCUGCGACCCGUCGUCCCAUGGAUCCAGAACCCAGCGGCCGUGGUUUUCGUGGAAGUAACAACAACGAACGAGGCGGCGAUCCUACCAUUUUUGUGGCUCCCGGGGAUGCUGUCGCCACCAGUGUCGGAAUGAAUGGAGCGGUUGCAAACGCCAUCCCCGUGGCCAGCGCCCAAGUCAUGACCGAUUCGCAUCGCAACAACGGGGCUAUUGUCACCAUGACGGCGACGCCAUUGGUCGAUCAUACAGCGACCGGUGCGGUCAAGACGGAUUUGGUCAAUUCCGAUGGCAGUGUCACCGUGACUGCCACCAAACCCACCGUGGAAGCCAAGACAGGUGUUGGGCUGGCCAAUCGACGCGGCGUGGGUGUGGUAAUUACCUCCCUCAAAUCCUACAGUAUUUUUACCGGAACCAAUCUACGAGAUGGAAUGAAAAUUCUACAAGUCAAUGGCACCAACGUGGAGCACGAAACCGCAGAACAUAUUGCCAUGUUGCUUGGGUCCAUUAUUGGUGAUGUUACGAUUGUUGCUACCAACCUAUACGAUGAUGACGGUGGUGGCCGUACGGCCGUGGCGGUGGCCGAAUUCCACUUGACCACCGUCGUUAUUAACAAACCCUCCCAAGAGGCAAAGGUCGGGCUCGGUAUUACCAACAAACAUACCGAAUAUGGAACCACGGUACCUCUCAUUUCCAAUAUCGCCGCCGAUGGGCCUUGUGCUCAGUCCGCCUUGCGAGUGGGCAUGCGAAUGCUGAGCGUGAACGGAAUUGGUUGCAGGGGACAGCACGACACAAUUGCCAUGUUGCGCGUGGCUCCGGCCGGGCCCAUGACUAUCGUUGCUGGACCGACGAAAAUGCUCAUGGCCAACGUUACCAAAGCCACGCGAGAUACCAAAGUGGGUCUUGUCAUGCAGCGCAAAAACGACAAGCUGAUCGUGACGGGGCUUCCAGCAUCCGGUCUCUUUUGCAAGACCGAUCUACAGGUGGGGAUGCGAGUUUUGCGCAUUAACGGAAUUGAGGUGGAUGCUUUGGACACCACGGAGCAAGUCUUGCAAAUCAUUGCCAGUGCGGAAGGAAACGUGGCUGUUGUGGCCGAACACGUCGCUCCCAAAGCAGUGACAGCGGCGCCAGGACCCGAUUUGAAUGCCCCUCCACCGGGAGCACCUCCUGGCGGCGAGUGGGGCGUGGGAAACUACUUUGGUCCGAACAAUGGCCUCUUGUAUUGUAUCAUCUGCGUCUUUUGUGGAAUUUGUGGUCUCUUCGUCCUUUGUUGCAAAAAUGACCAAACUGCCAUGUAUCGAGCACCCAACGGGAUAGUCUACAAUACCAAAGGAGAGAACAUGGGCAACGGAUCCACCACGACGUUCCGAUCGAACCCGCCUGGAGUACAGGGGCCGCAACAUUUCCCCGAAUCAGACAUUGAGAGGAAUUGUGGUGGGUCACACGCCGGGCAAAGAUUGGUCAUGAUCGGUACCUGCAUUUCCAUUGGCCUGUCCGUUCUGUGGGUCAUUCUGGCCCUGGCUUCUGGAUCAACCGAAACUACGUACUACUCCGGAGGAUCCAGUUGCAGCUACAAAUAUUGCUAUGAAUGGGAUACCUGCUACAAUUCCUACAACAACCAAUGGGAAUCAUGUUAUGAACGUAACUAUGUUUACCGUUGCGGUAGUUGCUGAUUUUUGUUCGGUUGAUAGUGCGGCGGCAUCACUCCUCUUGCCCUCCUCUUUCCAUUUGCCGCUGACCAUGUCCGUAUGGGUUCAUACACCCCGUUCGGCAAAAUACAUAAGUACACAUAGACAAAAGUUUUAACUUGCU